UCAGGGUCGCAAAGGCUCUUUUGGACUGAAGGAAGUAACAUUAGGGGACAGACCUAACGUUUGCUCAAGUCUGCGAAGGCAUACAAAUCAGAUCUAUAUAAGUACAAACAAUUUAUUUCCUAUAUUCUAAAAUUUAACAACGAUCGGUGAGAUGAUGAUUGACUUCCUGUAGCUGAAGUACUACGAGUGGUUUAAUAUACCAGGAACUAUUUCGUGUUCAAUAUAUGUAUAGAUGACAUCCAAAUUGCCAGAAAAUGUAUAUCCGAUUGGUAGGUAUUUGUCUGGUAGCAGGAAUCCUAGCAACACUUGCUUUCAACCAGAACUACACAGUGCCUACAAAAUAUGGUCCACUAUCUAAAAUUAUUAUAAUUGCAGAAAAUAAAAGUUUAUAUGUAGGAGGAAAAAAUAUUCUUCUCCACUUUGACUUGGAUCUAAGUCUAAAGAAUCAAGGUAUAAUUGGCCCUGUCAACGAUAGUAAACAAUGUAAUUCUUUUGACAAUUCUUGUAUCUACAUGAGAUACCGAACAGUCAAUAAUCAUAUUAGUAUAUUGAAGUCUUUCCGGAACUUCCUGAUCGUAUGUGGAACAGCGCGCCAAGGUAUAUGUUACAUGUACGAUGCAUCUGAUAUCAAUCUUAAACAUCAUUUUGGUGAAAGUAAGAAAAAUUAUCUUGGAAGUGAAAAUUCAUCCGUUAUGCUCAUCACAAAGGACGAAAGUGGUGUUGAUAUGUUUUUCAUUGGUCAAAGUUAUGAUAGCAGAAAAGCAGAUUUCUUUUACAAUGAGUUUGCAACGCUUGAUAUUUCAAAAUCUAACAAGAACUGGAACUUUGAUCAUUACUCCGCUUGGAGUUUUCUUUCAGUAUGUGAUACCAAACGGGAAAACUUUAAAUUGAAGUUUUUACAUAUUUUUGAUACUAAGGAAUACAUUUUUCAUGUUUUCAUUCGAUCAAUAAACAAUUCAGGAAGCAUUUCAUAUGAAACAAGAAUAUCAAAAUUGUGCAAGUAUAACCUGGAUUACGGUUCUUAUGAAGAAAUGCCAAUUUCCUGUAAAACUCCUACGAAGUAUGACAUUGGAAUAGCAGCUCACUACGACAUCGAGCAACAAAAGCUAUAUAUGACAUUUGGUAUAAGGGCAUACAAUGUUGAUAACAUUCAAGCCGAUAAUACUCAAGGUUCGGUCGUUUGUGUCUAUACGAUUGAUGAAAUGAUAAGAAAGUUUGCAAGUGAAGUGUUGACAAAAUGUUUUAAAGGAUUGCCAACAUGGGGGACACCAUCAUGGCACUGCAAUUCUACCCAAUGCACACAAGCUUCUAAGGAUGAAUAUUCAGAGGGUGACAUAAUAAAAUCAUGUGAACAGAAGAAAAUGGAAUUUGGAAUCGAGGCUCACGGUGACGGUUUUAGUAAAACAGCCGUUUAUCAGAUCUCCAAUGAAUUGUUAACCUCUGUUCUGCCACUGAGCAAUAGUUCUGAACAUAUUAUUCUUGCAGGAAGUAAUACAGGAUUUUUAAGAAAGAUACUGGUAACUUCGACACAGAGUACAUCGUACGUCAAAUUUGACGUUAGCGGUGACAGAAAUAUUCCAGUUGGUAAUGAAAUGGUUCUAGAUACACACAGCUAUCUGUAUCUUUUGACAGGAAACAGGGUUACAAAAUUGUCAAUGACGUCAUGUCAAUUACACAAGACGUGUGGAGAGUGUGUACCCAGUGAUGACCCACUUGGAUGCGGAUGGUGUUUCGAUCAUUGUACUACAGAAACCAAGUGUCAACACAGCAAUAUGUGGCAUAAUCAAUCAUGUCCGCCAUUUGUACAGGGUAUAAGCCCAGCGAAUGGACCGCUGGAAGGGUCAACAAAAUUAACUAUAACAGGAGAGAAUUUCGGUUCGAUGGUAAACAAUGCUAAUGUAUCAAUUGGAGCUGCAUCAUGUUUGAUCCAGAAUAUUAGUGAUACAAGAAUAACUUGUCUGACAAGUCGAGUAGGAUUGCCUGUCCCUGCAGCUGUAAAGGUGAGCGUGACUGAUUCGACCUCCAAACAAUAUAGGAUUGAUGGAAUAUCGGAACGCUUGGACAUAACAUUUGAAUAUACGCAAUCUAGUAUUAUGAAUAUCUUCCCCAUGAAGGGACCAAUAUCAGGCAAAACAAUGCUAACUAUCACGGGUGAAAAGUUUGAAAUUGGAUCUAUCCUUUCCGUGAAGAUUGGUAAGAUGCAGUGUGAUAUUCAAACGAAAAAUAACACAGAAAUUGUGUGCCUCACACAAUCUUGUGGAACAUGUGAACAAGUUUUUGAAGGAGAAAAUCUUGAAAUGUCUAACUGUAGGUACAGCGGGGAUAUUGUAGUAGCGAUUGAUGGCGCAUCAUAUCAGCCGUUAGAAAACAAGACAUUUUGUUACAUGCCAAAUCCGGAGAUUAUUCAGCAACCAUCACGAAAUAGUACUAUGAUAAGUGGAGGUUUAAACAUUGAAAUUCAUGGAAACUGGUUUGAUUCUGUUACCAAUUACGGUAUGCUGAUAAGUGUGGGUGACGCUCAUAUUGGUUCGUCUUGUAGAAUGAAACAUUCCGGAUCAAUGUUGGUGUGUUCUACUCCUGAUUUGACAUCCGAAUUGAACAAAUCUGCAGAAGUUAUCGUUGGCCGAAUGACUGUAAUGUUAGACAACAAUCCAGUCAAAUCAACCACGCUCAUGAUUUAUCCUGACCCAGAAUUAGACUACCUAGAUAUAGGCACUCAACUGAAAGAGAUUGAAAUGAAGGAAAAACUUUUAGAACUAAAGGGGCGAUAUCUGAAUUCUGCAGCAAGAAAGGGAGAUUAUAUAAUAAAAAUAAAUGAAUCUCGUUGUCCUGUUAUGGAUCUCCAUCAAACUUAUCUGAUAUGUAACCUUUCUAACACAGUUCAUAUUAAAGAUGUGCCACUACUUGUUGAGGUAUCUGUAGGUCUGAACUGGAAGACGGUUUUGGGGUACAUGAAGUUUUUCCAUAAAGAAAUUCGUCAGGACCAAAUACAUGUCCAACUUGCUGCGAUUUGUUUGGGAACGUUUGCUGUUUUGAUUUUGUGUCUUAUAUAUGUCAUGCGCAAGAAACACUUAGGAGUGUUUCGUAAGAAAGCUACAGAAGAGUUUUCUGUUGAGUUUUUCAAUAGCCCAGAAACAAGAGGCCUUAUGGAUCCGCCAAAUGAUACAGGUAAUUCAUCUGCUGAGCAAAGAACGCCUAGAUAUGUCAAACAGAAAGGACAGAGCGGUACAGUGCUAAUUGUUGAAGGGGCUACAGGGAAUCCUAAACCUGAAUUUGACGCUAUUGGAACUGUUGACAUGCUGAAGGAGCAGAAUAUCUUUAUUGAACGCGAUUUGGUAAGACUUGGGAAAGAUAUUGGCCAAGGAAAUUUUGGAUGUGUAUACCAGGGUUAUCUCCGAUUAAUGGAAGAAAAGGAUGAACAACUUGUUGCCGUCAAAACAAUUCUUAAAACAGAAGUACAGGACAUAAAUGCAAUCAUUAAUGAAGCUAUGAUUAUGAAAGAUUUCAAUCAUCCCAAUGUGAUGUCACUGAUUGGUAUUUCCAUCGCUCCUGGUGAAUUCCCGUUGGUUAUUAUUCCAUUCAUGUCAAAUGGAGAUCUACUGUCUUAUAUUCGUAGUGCUGACAAUAAGCCAACUAUUAAAGACUUGGUAAAAUUUGGACUAGAUGUUGCUAGGGGUAUGGAAUAUCUUGGAAGCAUCAAAUAUGUACAUAGAGAUUUAGCAGCCAGAAAUUGCAUGAUGGAUGAAAACCUCAAAGUAAAAGUAGCAGACUUUGGGUUGGCUAGAGAUAUUUAUACCAAAAAUUACUAUAGCAGUGAUAAUAAGAAAAUGUUACCAGUAAAAUGGAUGGCUCCUGAGAGUUUAGAAAAUGGGACCUAUAGUACAAAAUCAGAUGUCUGGUCGUUCGGUGUAGUUAUGUGGGAAUUAAUGACCAGAGGUUCUGCACCUUAUUGCGAUGUUAACAAUUGGGAUAUGCAUAAGUAUUUGCACUCUGGCAGGCGCCUAAAAAGAACUGAAUUCUGUCCAACUACAUUAUAUGAUAUAAUGAUGGCAUGCUGGAAAUUUGACCCAUACGACAGACCAACAUUUCGGGAGGUGAAUAAGAGGGUCACUGUAUUAGUAGAACAGGAAAAAUAGAAAAGAGAUAGAGAACUUUGUUUCGAAAUAUGCUGACAAUAACCUUCAUUUUAAUGAUGAUGAACCAGUGAAAACAUUUUGUUAAUUUUAAACUCCUUAUAUUUAUGAGAAUCAAUAAGGUACUUUUUACCAAAUGAUAUUUUUAAAAGACAACAAUUACACUACACUCAAAGUCGACGAACAAAGUGUAGUAGUCAGCCGAGAACCAGCUUACCUUUUUCGUAGGCGGGACAUACUAAAAAUAGGGAUGUCAUCAGGGAGGCAAUGUUUCGAAAUGAUUAAUUAAAUAAAAUAAAGAACGGCAUAAUCGCCGAACGCAGAAAUAAACUGCAAUAUGCAUAACUGUACAUAUGUAUACAUAUUUGUGGUCUCUGAUUAGCAUGUACCAAUGGAAAAUACUUUAAAAAAAUGCCUCAAUGAUUUGACAUUUCUAGUUUUAUCCUGGUUUCGAUUGCAGAUUUAUGUUUGUGAUCUUUAUCUUCACAAACCGAGAUCCGUCAACUCAAUGCCAUGUUUUGAGAAAAUGUCACUCCCUAUGUCUCCCUCUUCAUUAUGAAAAAUAAGUUCACCUCUUUUUACAUGACUAGAUUUUUGGUUAAAGGAUAACAUUUUAUACCUAUCCAGAGAGUUUAUUUUCUAAAACCUAUAAAUGUAUUAUUUCUCCAAGCCAUCUAUCUUUAAAACUAGCCAAAAUUGGUUACUUCUAUGAUCGUAAAUUGUAAGAAUUAGUAUCCGCUGCACUUUGAACGUUCAGCACUUAAAUACAUUCACCUAUUAUUUUUUUUACAUUGAUUCCUGUAUCUUGUUUUAUUCUUUUAUUCUCGUAAUGUAUUUCUUAAAAUUAGUACAUUGCAAAUAUGAAUAUAAAUUGGUAAACAACUUGACAAAAUACCCAAAAAGUAAAAAUAAAAAUAAAAACUGAAUUAAGGUGGUAUAUAACACUACAGGGAGAUAACUCUGUAAAAAUCAGCUGAACGUUUUAAAUACGUUCUAUUGUUAAGGAAAUAUUAAGCUUCUCAAUGAUCAAAAUUAGUGUUGGUCAAACUGCUAUAUAUCCAAUGAAAUUUUUCCGGUAAAGUGUGUGGUUCAAAUUUUUUGAAAUUUUUAUAUUUUUGUUCUUUUGAUCCGUCUUUGUAUAUUUUAAACCUUUACUAUUUAGUCCACCUUUGGAAUAUACUUUUGGCGUGGCUAUGUAUUUAUACAUUCCGCCAUUUUUUUAUUGUGCUAUGGUCAUUUUUAUAUGCUUUGUCUUUCAUUAUUGCUUAUAUAUUUUGUCUAUAUGCCAUUUUAUUUUUAUUUUUUAAAUAGUUAUUUGUUUUUAGUGAUUAAGAUUAUAACACAAUGUUUACUGCUGUACCCCAAUUUUUCACAUGUUAACCUAUUAUGUCAGAUGUGUUUGGUUUAUUGAAUUUGCCAUGAUAAGGGAUUUUACGUUUUGAAUUUUCCUUGUAGUUUGGUAUUUUUGAUAUUUUACUUUUUGGUAAGGUAGUUAAUUUUGCAGCAAAACUAAAGAUCUUAUACGUACAAAUGCAUGUUACUUUGAAAUAUUUACAUAAUGAUGUUCGCUUCUCUGUUUUAAGAUAUCAAGCAUUUAAAAAGACUAUUAUAAAAUGAUAGUAUAUUUUAAAUAAUCCUAGGAUUUAAAAAAGCAGAAAAAAUUAGGCGUUCGUGUGCUUGUUUUUCGAGAUAUAAAAGCCAUUGAAAAUUUGGCGGAAAAUUAUUCUCCCUAGAUUUUUAACAUUCAACAUUGGCACCUAUUUUUCUUUCAAAAACUAUGAAAAAAAAGGAUUUUGUAAGAAUCAAAUAUGGAUUUUCAAACUACAUGUAAUGAAAAUAUAUAUAAGGAAAAGUAGGGGUUAGCGGGAAAAAUUUAAAUGGCUCUACAUAAAUAAAACCAGAGGAUUCCGAAUGUCUGGCAAAAAUUCAAAAAAAUAGAAGAAGAAGCGAACAUCCUUCUUCUUUUAGAAGAAAAUAAAAUAACAAAAUUCGAAGUUCAAAGGUAUGAGAAUUUUCAGAAAAGGUAUUACGAACACGGACCCGGACAUAACCUAACUAUGAAAAAUUUGUAAGAAAAAAAAAUGAAACUAUACGUAAUUAUUUUCACAAAUGAAAAGUUAACAUGAAAAGAAGAUUUAAAAGAUUUUUUGAACGUUCAGAAUGAAAAGAAAAAUAAAAUGUUUGUACACGUAAGGUGUAUCUGAGCGAACUAGCAUCAGGUACAGAUACUCGAUCAAAUAGAAAAAAGAAGAUGUGGUAUGAUUGCCAAUGAGACAACUCUUCACAAGAACCAAAUGACACAGAAAUUAACAAACUAUAGGUCACCGUACGGCCUUCAACAAUGAGCAAAGCCCAUAUUGCAUAGUUAGCCAUAAAAGGCCCCCGAAAUGACAAAUGUAAAACAAUUCAAACGAGAAAACUAAUGGCCUAAUUAAUGUACAAAAGAAUGAACGAAAAACAAAUAUGUAACACAGCAACAAACUACAACCACUGAAUUACAGGCUCCUGACUUGGGACAGGCACAUACAUACAGAAUGUGGCGGGGUUAAAAAUGUUAGCGGGAUCCAAACCCUCCCCUUAACCUGGGACAGUGGUGUAACAGUACAACAUAAGAACGAACUAUAAAAAUCAGUUAAAAAAGGAUUAACUAAUCAGAUGGAUACAAAUAGAAAUACAUCUAACAAACACACAGAGUUGACGUGGUUGAACAAUAAGAAUGUAAAACGUUAGAAAGAUUUAAACCUGAAACAUCCUUAACAUACCAGCCAUAAAUAUUUUAGUUGAAACCUAAGCUUAAAUUCAACUUCAUAAUUUAUGAACUCGAAAUCUUUUUAAAAAAAUGUGAUAUCUAAGUCAUACCAGUAAAAAAGCACUAGCUGCUAAUUAUUACUAAAAUGAUUGAAUAAUUACUCUAUGAGCAUUUAACUUAAACUCUCUGUUUAUUUGUUAUAUUUUUGAAGUCAGUUAGAAAUAAACUGGCAAAGAUUUAUUUCUUGUUGACAUAUGAUUGAUGUUUUUGCCUUAUUUGUAAUAAUUUAUGCCUUUCGAAUUCAAAGAGACCAAAAAAAUAUGCAUUCUCCUUUGUUUUUUUUUGUUUUUUUUUGUGUUUCAUCAAUGUAUGUCUAUAUCUAUAUUAAUUUGUUAAUGUCUAUAUUUCUUGUUUUAUUGAAUGCAAUAUUGGUGAUAGACACGAGUUAAACAACUAUCUGCCAAACAUGCAUGUCUGCUCUUUUACAUUUAGUGGUUACUCUCAAGUUACCUUUACUUUUUUAUGUGAUUUUUUUUUUUAAUUUAAAUAUCAAUUAACUAACUUUUAUAGUUUGAUAUUUUAGAGAAUUUUCCAUUCCUAAUAAACCUUUUACCAGAGUAUGCUCAUAUGUGUUAAACGCGUGAUUUGCAAGUCUGUAUAUUUAUUGUAAAUAAAUAUGUAUUUUUUUA
Molecule: messenger RNA, 7571 nt
Organism: Mytilus californianus (California mussel)
Lineage: Eukaryota; Metazoa; Mollusca; Bivalvia; Mytilida; Mytilidae
Product: hepatocyte growth factor receptor-like
Exons: 21
Coding region: 255-4136 (1293 amino acids)
Biological process (GO): multicellular organism development; protein phosphorylation; positive regulation of kinase activity
Cellular component (GO): signaling receptor complex
Molecular function (GO): transmembrane receptor protein tyrosine kinase activity; protein binding; ATP binding
Source: RefSeq, a predicted model, not a curated record